CGUCCACUAGUCGCAACGGAUGCAACCAGUUGGCACCAGCUCCGUGUUAGUUCGCCCGUCGGUCGUUCUGUCGAUCGGAUACAUUUACACGAACUUUGCGAGUGAAUCAAACUGUUUUUUUAAUCAACUGCAUUGUAUAUUUUAAUGGUGAAACAUUAAAAAAAAAAAAAUCUAUAAUAUUAUUUGUCAUUAAGUUCAGAUAUAUCGUUCGCGGUGGAAUGCGCCGCUAUUACUAUUGGAUAAAGUGAUGAUAUCGAUGAACAGGCCGAUUAUCUACCAGACACCUAACAUGGGAAUGCACAACUCAAAUACUUGUGCCGCCAACAUGUACACGCACUCGAUGGGUGACGAUUAUUAUGGUGGACUGGAUUACGAUCCACAGUGCUUGGGAAGGCCGCCACUGGACACUUCAGUGUACGCCGAGUGCUAUUAUCCUAAGAACGGUACGUCAGAUUACAGGACUUACUACAGCGACGCAUCCGCCGGUGGUGCGUACGGGUCCGAUCCGACGCAGCAGCCUACCGACGGUGGUUACCAUCAAACGGCCGCUGCGACAGAAGCGGACGUAAUCAUCACGUCUUCAGACGGAUUGAGUUACACGAAUUUGGACUGUAGUGUUGGCGGCGGUACCGUGACGGCUAACAUUGGACACCACAGUCACGAUUACGGGGCGUACGGUACUGACGAAGUUGGAUAUGGAAGCAAACCGUAUGCCAGUUACGGCCGUGAAGACACCGAGUCUUAUUGUGGUACAUCGGUGGACAACGCUUUUUUCAAUAUGCACUUGAAUCAUCAUCACCCUCACCAUCACCAACAUCAUCACCUCCACGAACAGCAAACACCGCCGGUGACAGACGAACGAUGUCCCCGUAUCAAACAAGAAGUUACUCCCCAUUGUUUUGGUGCCCAAGACAGUUCGUCGCCUUAUCAGGACACGGCAACCUACCAACAGCACCAGAUUAGUCAACCUCAACAUGUAGUUCAUCAACAACACUUACACCAACAACAGCAACAGCAGUGCGGACAAAAUGGUACAUCUCAGAAUCAGCUUCAGCACCAAAAGCACAGUUCUGUCGCGCCAACGGCGGUGCCAACAUACAAAUGGAUGCAAGUCAAACGAAACGUUCCUAAGCCAGCGGCACUGAAAACCGAUUACAACCAAACUGCUAAUGCGACGUUUGGGAGUACGGCGGCCGGACUUAUGCUUGGCCAAGGUCAUAUUUCCGACAAUAGAAGCGGACAACAGCUGAUGUUGAACCAAUCGCCGGUGACCAGAUCACAAGUGAUGAACGGAAACGCGGCGCUGCUACUGAUGAACAACACGGGCCGUACGAAUUUCACCAACAAACAGCUAACGGAAUUAGAAAAAGAGUUCCAUUUUAACCGUUACCUGACGCGAGCAAGACGGAUCGAGAUUGCGUCAGCACUCCAACUCAAUGAGACUCAAGUAAAAAUAUGGUUUCAGAACAGAAGAAUGAAACAGAAAAAACGACAACGUGAAGGAUUGUUACCGGUGGCUCAACAGCACCAGCAAGACAUGCACCUUAGUGGAACGAGCAGCACCAGUAACUCUCCAACUGCUUCAAAUGUCUAAAAAAUGCGUAUUAAUGUUUACAAGUGCGACGAAUCCAACGUUUAAAUAGCAUAAUAUACAAAUAUUACACAGAUAUAUCAAGCAUUUCCAUGUUGAAUCCAUUAAACGUUCAAUUUUUAUUACAAAAAGAUCAUUAAUUUACAAAUCAAUUUGUAACAUUUACAAUUCAUUUUCUAAAACCUAUUCAAAAAAAAUUACUGUCGGCUUUAUAACAAUUGUGUCCUUGAUACUUCGAUUUAACUAUUAUAGCGAACUACAUUUUCCUCGUACCAUCAAAGCAAAACCAAUGUAACUAUUAAAUUUUUUUAUUAACAAGUCCAAGAUAAAUUGCUUGUCACUUGACAUUUUCUGUUUAUUGAUUAAUGAACUUUUUCGGUGCAGAAAAUGAUCUCUCCAAAUCAUCUUUCGAAAUUCUAUUAAUGUUUUCAAAAAUAUUUUAAAAACUCAAUGUAGUUAAAAGCUCGUUAUUCUGUUUAUAUCAUUCUAAGUUCCAUAUAUUAAAAAAAACAGUUACCAUAAAAUGUGUAAAUAUUGUAGUAAAAUUCUUUUAAAUAAUUCCUAAGUACUGAAUUAACAAAAAAAGAGAACACUUGCUUAAGACAAAUGAUCAUUUGUAAAGAUUGCACUUUAUAAAAACCGUUAGUUUAUUUUUGAACGUCUCUUUAUAAAAAUUGUAAAAAGAUAAACGUCAUUUGUAUCUUAAUAAUAAAUUUGGUAAAAGCGCUAUCUAAAUUUAUAUGUUAAUUAUUGGACGAUAAAAUUCCAUAAAA
Messenger RNA from Daktulosphaira vitifoliae (grape phylloxera), 2364 nucleotides. Its product is annotated as homeotic protein labial-like. The transcript has 3 exons. NCBI's taxonomy places the organism in Eukaryota, Metazoa, Arthropoda, Insecta, Hemiptera, Phylloxeridae. Gene Ontology annotation, cellular component: nucleus. The record is from RefSeq and is a predicted model, not a curated record. Bases 248 to 1594 code for a protein of 448 amino acids. Gene Ontology annotation, molecular function: DNA-binding transcription factor activity, RNA polymerase II-specific; RNA polymerase II cis-regulatory region sequence-specific DNA binding. Gene Ontology annotation, biological process: regulation of transcription by RNA polymerase II.